CAGGCCACAAUCUGUACUCUUGUCUUUGCUCUGUGUGUCUGUGUGUCUGUGUGAGAGAGAGAGAGAGAGAGAGAUACGCUCUUCGCUCACUCUCGCCUCGCCCUCGAUCGCUGGCACGCCUCCUGACGGCGAUUGCUCCUUCCCCGUGUGCCCCAAAGCAGCGAACAGCUCUCCGAGGGUUACUAAAGCGGGAAAAAGACCAAGAAAAUAGGGGUUUCUAUCGCUUGGAGCGAGCUCGAGGUGCCGUGACACUCACUCGUCCUCCGUAGACCGAAGAAGAAGACGAUGCUUGGGGAAGGGUCUCGGUCGCCAGAUCAGCGGAGAAGGGGAGGCGUCUCUGGGCGGCGAAUGGCCGUGGCGGCGGCGUCGGCUACGGCUUCGGUCGUGGCGCUCCUGCUUCUGCUCACCUUGGGGUGUUAUUGGCCGCGACUGGAUGGAAGACAGUUCGGGUUCGGAUUCCGAUUCCAGCAACUCCGCUCCGUCAGUGUUUCCAACCGCAAGCUUCUCCAAGUCGACGCAGGCGCCAAGUCGUCGUCGUCGUCGUCGUCGUCGUCGUCUGCGUCUGCAUCCCGGUCGACGGAUCGCAUGGGUGACCGGUGCAGCGUGGACGACAUCGAGGUGAACCAGGGGGCGACGCCGCCGCUGCCCAGCGGGAUCCCGACGUACACGGUGACGGUGCUGAACCUUUGCUCGUCAAGAAACGGCUGCGCCAUGGGACAGAUCCACCUGAGCUGUGGCGCAUUCAGCUCCACCCGCCUCAUCAACCCCCGCAUCUUCCGCCGCCUCCGCAUCAACGACUGUCUCGUGAACGAUGGCCGUCCCCUCGCCCCGGGAGCUUCCAUCUCCUUCCAAUACGCCAACUCCUUCUCCUACCCUCUCUCCGUUUCCAGCGCCACCUGCGUCCCCUCCUAAACCAUGUGAAAAGGCCUCGCCACGAAGCUUCAUUACGAUUCCUAUUCCCCCUCUUUUUCAUACCAUUUUAGCAGCCGAUGGUGCCGACCAACUUCUACUUUUUGUUCAACCCUACUGUCUCUUCCCGUUUUCUGCCGCAGACUUCUAUAGGUUUACACAACGAGAGCGAGGGGGAGAGAGAGGGAGAGACAUGAGCUUGUCGCUCUCUCCUGUAUAGACUUUCUGACACAAGUGAUAGAUUACUGAUGUAUGUCUUUGGCUCUUCUUCCCUAUCGUUGCUGCUCAUUGAUUUAGAGAGAGAGAGAGAGAGAGAGAGAGAGAGAAGAGAACUAUAUUGAUCAAACAACCAAACUAUGUUGGAGUCCACCUCGAUACGAAUGAACUAAAUACUCCCCAGUGAAGCCUUCCGAAGUCCUUCACUGAUGCCAUCUGCAUCACAGGAUAGAUAGCUUGAUUCAUAAACCAAACUGCAUCUAAUAAAAAUGCAGAAUCCAUCAGAAUUUCGAAUGAGAAAACAAGAUCGCCUU
Messenger RNA from Musa acuminata AAA Group (dessert banana), 1439 nucleotides. RefSeq names its product TPD1 protein homolog 1. Bases 286 to 912 code for a protein of 208 amino acids. The transcript has 4 exons. Lineage: Eukaryota; Viridiplantae; Streptophyta; Magnoliopsida; Zingiberales; Musaceae. Gene Ontology annotation, biological process: cell fate determination. The record is from RefSeq and is a predicted model, not a curated record.